GGAAGCGCGGCUGCAGCGGAACCCGAGCCGGAACCGAAAGGUGCGGACAGAGGGAGACCACAUAUUCGGGGGGGACCCCGACAUGGGAUGGAGAUAUAGGGGUGAGGUGGGACCCCCCCGCACCUCGUUGGGGGGGGGCACAGCACAGGGCUUUGGCCAUGACGGAGGCUCUGGGAGCAAAGCCCAAACGGAUCCUGGUGACGGGGGGCACUGGUUUGGUGGGCAGAGCCAUUCAGGAGGUGGUGGCCAAUGGUGAGGGGCGACCAGAUGAGGAGUGGGUCUUCGUGUCCUCCAGAGAUGCCGACUUGACGAGUGCUGUGGAGACCAAAGCUCUCUUUGAGAAACACAAACCCACCCAUGUCAUCCACCUGGCUGCUAUGGUUGGGGGCCUCUUCAAAAACAUCCGCUGCAACCUGGAUUUUUGGAGGAGGAACAUCCACAUCAACGACAAUGUCCUGCAUUCUGCAUAUGAGUGCGGAGUGCAGAAGGUGGUCUCCUGCCUCUCCACGUGCAUCUUCCCAGACAAGACGACGUACCCCAUCGAUGAGACCAUGAUCCACAAUGGGCCACCGCACAGCUCCAAUUUCGGCUACUCCUAUGCCAAGAGGAUGAUUGAUGUCCAGAACAGGGGUUACUUUGAGCAGCACGGCUGCCGCUUCACCGCCGUCAUCCCCACCAACGUCUUCGGGCCGCACGACAACUUCAACAUUGAGGAUGGCCACGUGCUACCGGGGCUCAUCCAUAAGGUCUACCUGGCCAAACAGAAUGGCUCUGCUCUGACUGUAUGGGGCACAGGCAAACCCCGGAGGCAGUUUAUCUACUCCUUGGAUCUGGCCCGGCUCUUCGUUUGGGUUCUACGGGAAUACGAGGAGGUGGAGCCCAUCAUUUUGUCAGUGGGAGAAGAAGAUGAAGUCUCCAUCAGAGAGGCUGCAGAGGCAAUCGUGGAGGCCAUGGACUUCAGGGGAGAGCUCGUUUUCGACACAACCAAGGCCGAUGGGCAGUUCAAGAAGACAGCCAGCAACGCCAAGCUCAGGCACUACCUCCCCAACUUCCAGUUCACGCCCUUCAGACAAGCUGUGAAGGAGACCUGCACCUGGUUCAGCACCAACUACGCCAGUGCUAGGAAGUGAUGGAGCGGUGCACAUGGGUCCUCUUUAACUCAGGGUUGUCCUUUGCUGGGGCAGAGGAUGGGGUGUGGGGGCUGACAGCAAGGUUUCCAAAGCAAAUGGGUGCCAGGAUCCUGGGUACGCUUGAGGGUGUGCAAGGAGAGGGGGGAAAAAUAGUGAAAAAUCAAGUAGCAUCUUAUGUAGAAAAGACCCUGCUCAGGUAACACUCCCUUCCUACCUGCUGUAGGGUGCAGACCCCAUUGAGGGCUUUGGGAGGCAGAUUGGGGGUCCCAAAGGUGCUGCUGCCCCCAGAGAGAUCCCAAAUGGGGCAGGAGCAGCAGACACUAUGGUUGAAUUGAUCACAAUCAUCCCUGGGGCGUGGGCUGGCAGCUCUUAUAAUGGACUACACUACUAAUUAUGCAUAAUUAGGUUGUAAUAAAGAAGCUGAUUGAGGCUGUUUGCUGGAGGAAUCACA
Molecule: messenger RNA, 1581 nt
Organism: Gallus gallus (chicken)
Lineage: Eukaryota; Metazoa; Chordata; Aves; Galliformes; Phasianidae
Gene: GFUS
Product: tissue specific transplantation antigen P35B
Exons: 11
Coding region: 159-1130 (323 amino acids)
Biological process (GO): nucleotide-sugar biosynthetic process
Molecular function (GO): GDP-L-fucose synthase activity
Source: RefSeq, a predicted model, not a curated record